Molecule: messenger RNA, 4080 nt
Organism: Gavia stellata (red-throated loon)
Lineage: Eukaryota; Metazoa; Chordata; Aves; Gaviiformes; Gaviidae
Gene: RAB23
Product: RAB23, member RAS oncogene family
Exons: 7
Coding region: 82-795 (237 amino acids)
Molecular function (GO): GTPase activity; GTP binding
Source: RefSeq, a predicted model, not a curated record
UGGAGGAGCGCCGCCCGCCCGGCUCCUGCCAGGGAAUCAAUAGUUUCCUGGAUAAGCCAGAGAGUCACCUGAGACACAAAGAUGUUGGAAGAAGAUAUGGAGGUGGCCAUCAAGGUGGUAGUAGUAGGAAAUGGCGCUGUUGGAAAGUCCAGUAUGAUUCAGCGGUAUUGCAAGGGGAUUUUUACAAAAGACUACAAGAAAACUAUUGGUGUAGAUUUUCUGGAAAGACAAAUCCAAGUUAAUGAUGAAGACGUCAGGCUAAUGUUAUGGGACACUGCGGGUCAAGAAGAAUUUGAUGCAAUAACUAAGGCCUACUAUAGAGGAGCCCAGGCUUGUGUUCUUGUGUUUUCUACAACUGACAGAGAGUCCUUUAAAGCAAUACCUACCUGGAAGGAGAAGGUCAUGACCGAAGUUGGAGACAUUCCCACAGUUCUUGUGCAGAAUAAGAUUGAUCUUCUUGAUGACUCUUGUAUAAAGAAUGAAGAGGCAGAAGCACUGGCAAAAAAGCUAAAAUUGAGGUUCUACCGAGCAUCUGUGAAGGAAGACCUAAAUGUAACUGAAGUUUUUAAGUAUUUGGCUGAUAAAUAUCUUCAAAGGCUCAAGCAACAAACAGCUGAAGAUCCAGAACUAGUACAUACAAGCAGUAACAAGAUUGGUGUUUUUAAUACAGCUGGUGGAAGUCACUCCAACCAAAAUUCUAGUACUCUUAAUGGUGGAGAUGUCAUCAACCUUAGACCAAACAAACAGAGGACCAAGAAAAACAGAAGUCCUUUUAGCAACUGCAGCAUACCUUAGACCACUUUUGGAGGAAAAAAAACCCAAAACAACCCAGUGAAUUGGAUGAAGUUUUGCAAUUGCGUACAGAAUAAAGCCAGCUGUAGAGGUAUUUUUACCAGUGCUUUAGCAAAUCUUGUGCCUAUGGGAUCCUUGAUAGAGGGUGGAUUUAUAUAAACUUGCUGAUGCAGUGUUUCUUGGUGUGUAGAGUGAGACACCUGGUGGCAAAACACAGAACCGUGGCUGCCCCGUGCACUUUGUAAAAAUUAGGCAAGCUUCUCCUUUUUCAAGGAAUUAUUUACAGAGCUAUGAACUAGGUGUUGCCGAAUUGCAAGGUACAUUUAACGUAAGGAUAAUGCUUACAAGUAGAGGUACAGACUGUAACGCUAGGGCCCAAGGUAAAGUAGCAACCUUGCAACUAAAUUGCAAAGAAAAUGUUAGAAUUGGUUAGUCAGGACACUAAGAAGAUAAAGGAAGAGCAAAAAGAAGACAGUGCAUUUUAUGCCUGACUAUAUUAAUAUGGAUUCUGGCAGUUCUGUCAGUGCAAUAUACUUGUAUUAUAUAUAUAUAUGAGUGCUAAGGUAUAUAUGUAAACAUUUGGUAUGACUAUUUAGGCUAAAUUCCAGUGUAUACAUUACUUGGAGAUCAGCUAAUGAUCAUAAAAUAGAAUCUUCCAAAAGAAAACUUUCCUCUAAAAAUGUUGCAUUGCAGAUGAGGCUUUCCCAGCUGCCACUGCGUACGUUUAACUUGCUAUACUUUGGGCCUGAAAGCUUAGAUUUAAAAAUGUAUGGUGCCAAAAAUGCUCCUUCUUUUUACCUAAUGCUGUGCUACGGAUGUUUUUGUAAGUUUGUUUUUCUCAGUCUUAACAGGUUGAACAAAUAACACAGUCUUUGACACUAAUAGCUAUUCAGAAGGAACAUAUAAUAUAAUCCUAUUCCUGUUCAAAUUUGAUUGUAUCCUGUGUCAUCUAUGAAAAAGGAACUUGCAAAGUGGUGUCACAAAAUGUUUAUCUUCUUUUGGAAAAAUUUUUCAUAGAUACCAUAAACUAAGUUAUGGAGGAUCCAAAAAAAAAACACAGCUGAUGAUUGAAUUACAUUAAUGAGACAUUCUUGAAUGUUGUCUCAGAUUCAAAGUUAGCUGCUGGUUGCAGAAAGUCUAAUUCUGCAAGAUCAGAGACACGGCAAAAAAUUUGCAAAGUGCUUAAGUAAUUUUACAGAAUUGAUUUAGAAGUUUAGGAGCCCAAAUCUAAAUGGAAGUUACUUGGACUUAGGCUCCUAAAUCACUAAGGUGCUUUUAAAAUGUUAAGCAAGAUAUCUUUUAUUUACCAAAAAUAAACACUUUUUAAUCCUCUUCAAGAGCAUGCAUGCCUUUUAAAAAAAUAUCCAUUUUGUUUACAUGUUUUUGUAUGGUAUGAUAUAAUUUUAACUUUCUAGGAUUUCUACAACAAACCUGCCAGUGACAAAUGCAAAAUAUGCUGCUUGAAAAAAGUCAGAUGUAAUAGUUUUUUAAAUGGUGUAUGAGAAUGAAAAUGAGUCGAGUGAUCCUGUAUAUUUUUGGAGGAAGGACUUUUCACUGUGUGAAUUCAUGUAGGAAGCUUGACUUACUUUGUUUCUACGUCAGUGAGUACGAAAACUGAAAUCUACUCUCUUUUCCCACUGCCUGCAGGGAGAGAAGUGGGUGGCAAGUUAUGCACAAACACUAAAGAUCUCUGAACUCUGUAUUUUAUGUUUACUAUAUUAGACUUUCUACCGAGUAUCUUUGUUUCUUUGCCAAGCUGUUAGAGCAUCUCCUGUUGCUGGCAAGAAGGCCGCCUUCAAAGCGCUCAAUCCCCUUUGCUAUUGCAGCGAAACUGUGUGUUCUUCACCAUGGUAUUUCCUGUAUUUUCUCUUGGAUAAAGGCCUUUAUUUUUUAACAAGAGCAUUUAAUCACUGUAUGUAAGUAAGGUACUUAGGAUUGUACGCCAUGGGGUCACCUCACAACUUCAGGAUGUGGGAUAGAGUGUAUGAAGAAUUUUGACAACUAUUUUUAAUAUGGAAACUUUUACAUUUUGUUGUCUGUCUGACGGUUUCACAUUUUUUUACUCAUUUUUCUUGAAAAAGAAACAAAACCACAAAGUGUCUGAAACAUCUUUUUUGCCUGUUUGACUUUGUACAGAGUACUGAAAAGUAAGUCUUUAUUACGUAUAAUGACCAUUUGUACUAUUACAUGUUAUACUGUAGACAUUGUACUAUUACAUAAGCCAUGUGAAUUGAAGCUCUGUCAUUAUAAACCACUCUUUUAAGGACUGAAAACUCAGUAGAAAUUUUCAUAGGCGGAGACUUGACAGACUUGCUAAAUUUAGGAUAUGUUGAAAUUUAGUACACAUAUACUUUAAUGUAGGAAUAUGUAUUUGCAGCAUUCGUUAACAGUGAGUUUUAAUUUCAUUCCCAUCUUAAAUAUAAAGUGGCUUGCUCUUUGUUGUGACUUUGCAGUCCUUGUUCUCCAAUACGACUGAGAUGGAGACGGUCCAAAUUCGCCUUUUUCUGGAGAGUGCUCUGCCAUGUACGCUGCUUGAAAAUUUAUUUUUUAUCUUACUGGAGUUAGUGUGUAGAUGUAAACCAGAUGACUUGCAUAUUGCAGGAAUCCUUAGGUGUUCUCAUCACUCUUCAGUGGGAGUAACUUUCGCCUUUUGGAUGAAGAGACGGGCCUAAACGUUUAGCACUCGCAUUGUCCCUCGUGAAUAGCUUUUAUUACAAACAUUGCCUCAUUCUCCACUCAAAGCGUUCUCAUUAAAAUAUCGUAUGUUUUAGUUACCAAAACCUACAGGUGCAGAGCUAGUAAUAAAAACGCCCUUCUCUGCGCAUCUGUGCGACUGCAUGGUGGAAGAGGAUGUAGCUCUCUGUUACAGCUGUGGCAGGUCAGCAUCCUGGAUUAGAAGCAACAGAUGUUCCUACAAGACAUGAAGUUUUGUUUUGUUGAGACUAAGCUAAUUGCACUCCUGUUUUAUCUGUUAAUCUCUUGAAUAGCACGUUGGCUGUAUUAUCUGAAUCUUGCCAAAAUUCUUUGCUUCCGGCUGAUAAUGCUACUACUAGUAGAAAACGUCAGUAAUUGUGAAUGCCUUAGUGAAAUAAGCAUUCACUAAAGAGUAUGACUCUGAAGCAUCUGUCACUCCUGUGUUGUAUCCAUUCAGUGAAUGGGUGUUCUCCCAGUCAGUGGGGCAUCAUUUGAUGCAAAGCGGUAAUGCUAGGGAUGUAUUCACAACUUUGAGAUUUAUUUCCAGUUGGAAGACUGAUCACACUAAGAUUUUUGUGCUUGUGUGUGUGUGUG